This is a messenger RNA of Salvia miltiorrhiza (redroot sage), 669 nucleotides long. RefSeq lists its product as uncharacterized. The record is from RefSeq and is a predicted model, not a curated record. The transcript is spliced from 2 exons. NCBI's taxonomy places the organism in Eukaryota, Viridiplantae, Streptophyta, Magnoliopsida, Lamiales, Lamiaceae. Bases 1 to 669 code for a protein of 222 amino acids.
AUGAAGCUUAGCUCAAGUGGCAAAAUUGAGUGGAACAAGGAGUUGAGGGAGAGAGAAGAGGAGGCAGCCAGACAACUAACUGAUGUUAUUUCGUCUUUUGUUCCGGUUGCAGGAAUUAAAGAUAGCUGGAUUUGGGAAGCUGCCAAGGAUGGAAGAUACUCCAUUAAAUCAGCGUACGAAGUGAUUAAAAAUCAGCGGAGUGACAGAGGUGCCCUCCGGCUUGACCUGGAAACUCUGGCGUCGAUUUGGGAUACGCCUACCCCACAGAAAGCAAUUGUUACUGGGUGGAGACUGCUGCGCAAUCGCCUCCCAACGUGUGACAACCUGAGGAAGAGGAAGAUCAACUUGGGUGAGGAAGAUCUCCGAUGUUGCUUAUGCCAAGAUCACGAGGAGGACGCAAAUCAUCUGUUCAUCUCAUGCCCGAAAACCCAAGAGCUCUGGGACGAGAUACAAAGGUGGACUGGGAUCAGCACGGCUCGCCCCUCUGCGGCAGCUGCACAUUGGUUAAGCUUCAGCGAGUGCGGACAAAAUAAGAAAGGUAGGAAGCUACUCAAUGCAAUAUGGUUGAGCUGUUGUUGGCUUCUUUGGAAGAGAAGAAAUGAGAUUAGGUUCGAAGGAAAAACGUGGGAGGUUUACAACUUACUUGUGGAAAUCAAAGUUAGAGGGUGA